This is a messenger RNA of Aureobasidium melanogenum CBS 110374, 1023 nucleotides long. RefSeq lists its product as uncharacterized. Gene Ontology annotation, cellular component: nucleus. The transcript is spliced from 2 exons. Bases 1 to 1023 code for a protein of 340 amino acids. Lineage: Eukaryota; Fungi; Ascomycota; Dothideomycetes; Dothideales; Saccotheciaceae. The record is from RefSeq and is a predicted model, not a curated record.
AUGUCUUCCGAGUCUGAGCUAUCCAAUGCAGCACCUCCUUCGAAUGCCAUCUUAGAAAAGACUCUACGCGACAUUGUUCGCAAAGCCGAAGUCGACCCUAUAACCGUCAAAAGAGUGCGCACAGCUGCCGAGGAGCGUCUAGGACUCGAUGCUGGUUUCUUCAAAAGCCAUGACGAAUGGAACGAAAAGAGCAAGGAAAUCAUAGAGGAUGCUUUUAACCAACCAUCUCAGAAAUCCCCUUCGCCUGAACCUACCCCGCCAAAGAAGGCACCUUCGCAAGCAAAGACCACAAAAAGAACCUCCACAAGCAAGGCAAAACCAGCACCUAAGCGUCAAAAGCGCGCCGUCUCAGAAUCAGAAGCAGAAUCAGAACAUUCCGACUUCGAAUCUGAAGAAGAGUCCAAGCCCAAAUCUAAACCAGCUCAGAAGAAGUCGCAAACGGUGGACUCAGACGAAGAAGACAAGCAGGAAGACAAUCAAGAUGCGGAGAUCCAAGAAGAGGAGGUUGUUGCUGAUCACGAUUCCGAAAGCGAGAUGUCGGUAGUCCUAGACGAGGCACCACCAAAGCGCAAGAAGAGCACGAGUGCCGGCCCGAAGACCAAGGCACAACCCAAAGCAAAGGUCGCCAAAGCUGCUGCUAAACCUUCCGAGCUCAGCGAAGAGGAACAAACGAUCAAACGUUUGCAGGGUGAGCUUGUAAAAUGCGGCGUUCGAAAACUCUGGCAUCGCGAGCUGGCUUCGUACGACACAUCAAAAGCCAAGAUAGGCCAUCUGAAGCAGAUGCUAAAGGAUGUUGGCAUGACUGGAAGGUUCUCUGAGCAGAAGGCUAAGGCCAUCAAGGAACGCAGAGAAUUGGAGGCCGAUCUGGAAGCCGUUCAAGAAGGAGCCAAGCAAUGGGGCAACGAGAAAGACAGCGGCGAGGACGACUCAGAGGCUGAAGACGCACCUAGGCCUCAACGCAGAGCAGCUGCAAAUCGUUUUGUCGAUUUCGGCGAUGAUGAUGACGAUGACGAUGAUGAGUAA